Messenger RNA from Candida dubliniensis CD36, 1275 nucleotides. It is a transcript of the gene WRS1, whose product is annotated as tryptophan--tRNA ligase. Gene Ontology annotation, cellular component: cytoplasm. Bases 1 to 1275 code for a protein of 424 amino acids. Lineage: Eukaryota; Fungi; Ascomycota; Pichiomycetes; Serinales; Debaryomycetaceae. Gene Ontology annotation, molecular function: tryptophan-tRNA ligase activity; ATP binding. The record is from RefSeq and is a predicted model, not a curated record. The transcript has a single exon. Gene Ontology annotation, biological process: tryptophanyl-tRNA aminoacylation.
AUGUCAGUAGAAGAAAAAGUAUCACAAUUAAAAGUUACUGAGGAAUCAGAACAAAAAAUCACUCCGUGGGAAGUAGAAGGAGCUGUUGUGGAUGGUAAAUCCAUGGGGAUUGAUUAUGAUAAAUUGAUUAGUCAAUUCGGUACUAAACAUAUUACCCUGGAAACAUUAGAAAGAUUUAAACAAGUUACUGGCGAAGAACCUCAUCCAUUUUUGAAAAGAGGAGUAUUUUUUUCCCAAAGAGAUUUAGAUCGUAUUUUAGAUUUAUAUGAACAUGGAGAACCAUUUUUCUUAUAUACUGGAAGAGGUCCAUCAUCUGAUUCAAUGCAUUUAGGUCAUAUGGUUCCAUUUAUAUUUACAAAAUGGUUGCAGGAAGUAUUUGAUGUUCCUUUAGUCAUUGAAUUAACUGAUGAUGAGAAAUUUUUAUUUAAACAUCAAUUAACUAUUGAUGAUGUUAAAGGGUUUGCCGCAGAAAAUGCUAAAGAUAUAAUCGCCGUUGGAUUUAAUCCCGAAAAUACCUUUAUUUUUUCAGAUUUACAAUAUAUGGGAGGAGCAUUUUAUGAAAAUGUUGUUAGAACUUCACGUCAAAUCACUACUUCUACUGCCAAAGCAGUAUUUGGAUUCACUGAUUCAGAUUGUAUUGGUAAAAUACAUUUUGCCAGUAUUCAAAUAGCAACAGCUUUCCCAUCAUCAUUCCCGGAUGUAUUAGGAUUACCACCAAAAACUCCUUGUUUAAUCCCUUGUGCCAUAGAUCAAGAUCCUUAUUUUAGGGUUUGUAGAGAUGUUGCUGAUAAAUUAAGAUUUACUAAACCAGCUUUAAUUCAUGCCAAAUUCUUCCCUGCUUUACAAGGGGCAUCAACGAAAAUGUCAGCUUCUGAUACUACAACUUCAAUAUUUAUGGGUGAUACUGCUAAACAAAUUCAGAAAAAAAUCAAUAAAUAUGCAUUUUCUGGUGGUAGAGCCACUGCAGAAGAACAUAGAGAAUUAGGAGGUAAUCCAGAAGUAGAUGUUGCAUUCCAAUAUUUAUCGUUUUUCAGUUAUGAUGAUGAAAAAUUGGCAAAAUUAGAACAAGGCUAUAGAAAAGGAGAAAUAUUAUCUGGAGAAAUGAAGAAAGAAUGUAUUACAGUUUUACAAGAAUUUGUAUCUGCUUAUCAAGAAAGAAGAAGUAAAGUUGAUGAUAAUGUUGUUGAAAAAUUCAUGAAACCACAUAAAUUAGUUUUCGGUAAUAAAGAAAGAAAAGUUCCUGUUAAACCAAGAGAAAAGAAAGCCAAAAAGUAA